AUGAGCUCCUAUUUGAUCAACUCCAACUAUGUGGACCCGAAGUUCCCACCGUGCGAGGAGUACUCACAGAGCGACUAUCUGCCCAGCCACUCUCCGGACUAUUACAGCUCCCAGAGGCAGGAGGCUGCUGCCUUCCAGUCGGACUCUCUCUACCACCACCAUCAACAACACCACCCACAGCACCAGAGCCACCACCACCAGCGCGCCGAGCCGCCCUACACGCAGUGCCAGGGUCCGGGGCAGCCCGCCUCGGUGGUGAUGUCCCCUCGAGGUCACGUCCUCCCCCCGGUCGGGCUGCAGACCACCCCCGUCCCGGAGCUGAGCCACCGCUGCGAGUCGGUGACACCCAGCCCGCCUCCGCCCGCGUCUUGCGGCCAAACGCCCCACAGCCAAAGCACUUCGUCCCCUACGAGCACUCGCAAGGACCCCGUCGUGUACCCGUGGAUGAAGAAAGUCCAUGUAAACAUCGUGACUUCAAACUACACAGGGGGUGAGCCGAAGCGCUCGCGGACAGCCUACACGCGCCAGCAGGUCCUGGAGCUCGAGAAGGAGUUCCACUACAACCGGUACCUGACGCGCAGGCGCAGGGUGGAGAUCGCGCACACGCUGUGCCUGUCAGAGCGCCAGAUCAAAAUCUGGUUCCAGAACCGAAGGAUGAAAUGGAAGAAAGACCACAAGCUGCCCAACACCAAGGUCCGCUCCGGGACAAACAGCAACACAAACUCCCAGGCUCUAACCGGCUCCCAGACCCGCAGCGGGCCCCUAUAG
Molecule: messenger RNA, 768 nt
Organism: Plectropomus leopardus (leopard coralgrouper)
Lineage: Eukaryota; Metazoa; Chordata; Actinopteri; Perciformes; Serranidae
Source: RefSeq, a predicted model, not a curated record